This is a messenger RNA of Acanthocheilonema viteae, 1209 nucleotides long. Lineage: Eukaryota; Metazoa; Nematoda; Chromadorea; Rhabditida; Onchocercidae. The record is from the annotation of a GenBank genome assembly.
AUGAAAACGUGUGUGCUGCGAUUGAAUGGUGUUUGUCUUACAACACAACCAAUCCGGGUAAAAAUUCGAUAUAAUAGUGCUAAAAAUCAACCGACAACAUCCUCAGCAACUGUAGUGGUAAAGAAUGAUGAGAGAAAAUUCUCGGUAUGUGAUAGUUUCGUGGAAUUCAUGGUCCGGAAGCACCAGGAGGAGUUGCAGCGAUUGUCCACGCUUAUUAGAGAAGAGGCGAUUCAACGAUACAACAGUUACUUGCAGACUUUCCAAUAUCGAAGCAGUAUCGUUACGGGUUUACGUCGAAUCUUGGCACGUAAUCGCGGUCAAUAUCUUGUACCUGUAGGUUCAACUGCUUCGGGACUUGCUAGUGGUAUGUCAGAUAUCGACUUAGUUUAUCUGUCAACAAUUGAUGAAAAACAACGCGAAAAACUGUUGCAGUCACUUAAUAAGGAAAGUUUUAGGCGAACAUUUAUGACGGAAGUGAAAACUAGAAUUGAAAAGUCCUCUCUGUGCAAAGAGUUCGACUGGUCUCAAACAGACAUUAUUCACACAGCUCGGGUACCAAUUCUUCAUUUACAAACGCAGAAACAUAUGCAGGUUGAUAUUCAAUUCGAAAAAUAUGCAUCAAUCAGAAAUACCUACUUUGUUCGACAUUGUACUCAGUAUGACGAACGGGUAGCUUUGCUGAACAUGUGGGCACAAAAAUGGCUUGAAUCACAGCGAUUAAAAGAUAGCAAGCAUGGUUUAUUUUCCACCUAUCAUGUAUUGAUGCUGGUUUUGCAUUUUUUACAGUGCACUGGUUCUUAUGGUAUUCAACCGGUUCUACCAAUUAUGUGUAAAAAAUUCAGAGGGAACUUGAGGCCCAAUUUACCAAUCCAGCGUGUAGCAGUAUCUUUAUAUGGGAGACCUAAGGAUUUGAACUUCAAAGAAAGACAAGAACCAGAUGUGGCGGAAUUAAUAUUGCUGUUUAUUAGUCAUUAUGCAAAAUAUGAUUUCAAUCAUACCAGUUUUCAUCUAAGCAAUGCUACAGUUACUGAAAAAAACCAAUUCGGUAAUGAAUAUGAACAACAUCAAGUUUCGAUAUUUGAUCCAUACGCCUCAACCACAAUUUGUCGUGUCAAAGGAGGAGCAGAUUUGUUAACAAAUGCUUUCCAAACUACCAAAAGAGCUAUGCUUGCUGGUCAUUGUCUUAAUUGGCCGGUAUCUAUGAAAUAG